UUCGACCACGAUAUGAAACCCGAACCGAUGACCGAGGCUGUGUCGAGGUACUUAAAAGCAGCGACGAUCCGCGGCGAUUAACAGCCACGAACAAUGCAGUCAAUUCAGUCUGCGGCGAGUCGGUCGCUCCUUGCUAGGCCGCAAGGACUGCCGUGUAUUUUAUCCAGACGGAAUGGCACAAGAUGGCGAUUGUCGAGACCUAAAGCAUCCCAGAAAUCCUAUUCAUCACCCUCGGCCGCGGCUGCCUUAUCCGGGAUCCGUGUAUUGGACCUGUCACGAGUUCUCGCGGGCCCGUACUGUGCCCAGAUUCUGGCCGACUAUGGGGCCGACGUGAUUAAAAUUGAAGAUCCGGAACGAGGGGAUGAUACUCGAUACAUCCGACUUGCCAACGAAGAGGCGGCGUGGAAGCCCAAUAUUGGGCCCAUGUCCGUCUACUUCGCCGUUUGCAAUCGGAACAAACGAUCCGUUCGCUUGAACUUGAAGCAUGCUCGCGGAAAGGAGAUCUUCCUGGACAUGGUCAAGGAUGCAGAUAUCCUUAUUGAAAACUUCAAACGAGGAUCGAUGGAGAAGCUUGGGCUUGGGUUCGAUGUGUUGAGCGAGAUCAACCCGAGACUGAUCUUCGCAAGCGUUUCCGGUUAUGGCCCUGACGGCCCGUAUGCGCAGCGCGCUGGGUACGACAUGAUCACAGAAGCGGGACUUCUUCACCUUCAGGGUGAGCGUGACCGCGCUCCAGUGAAGGCUGGCAUAGCCAUCACCGAUCUCACUACCGGUCUUUACAUGCACGGCGCCAUACUGGCAGCCUUGCAAGCCCGUCACCAUACUGGUCGAGGGCAAAAGCUCGACGGCUCGCUGUUCGAAACGCAGAUUGCUCUACUAACCCAGAGUGCCAUGGCCUGGUUAAAUCUCGGUCAAGAAGCGCAGAGGUGGGGUUCCCAGCACUCCAGCGUUGUUCCGUACGAUGCCUUUAAGACAAAGGACAUCUAUCUCGUCUGUGGGGCGGUCAACGACGUGCAGUUCAAAAAGUUCUGCACGAUCCUCGGUCAGCCCGAACUGGCAAGUGAUGAGCGAUUCAAGAACAAUUAUUCCCGCGUGAUGAACCGAGACGAGCUCAACAAGAUAUUGAAAGGACUUUUCCUUCUCAAGACUACGGAUGAGUGGCUCGAAGCCUUCGAUGGAAGCGGGCUACCGUAUGGAGCGAUCAACACAAUGGAGAGAGUCUUCAAGCACCCGCAGACGGCAGCACGAGACAUGGUCGUGGAAAUGCCGUUCGAGCCUGCGACGUCGGGGAAAUUCUCAUUGCUCGGACCAGCGGUGAAGUUCAGCGACACGGAACCUACCAUUCGGCGGCCUCCGCCGCUCCAUGGCCAGCAUACUGACGAAGUGUUGGCGGACUUCGGCGUUGGUGACGCUGAAAUCAAUAAACUUCGACAGGAAGGUGUGAUAUAG
This is a messenger RNA of Neohortaea acidophila, 1446 nucleotides long. Its product is annotated as CoA-transferase family III domain-containing protein. Gene Ontology annotation, molecular function: catalytic activity. The transcript has 6 exons. The record is from RefSeq and is a predicted model, not a curated record. Bases 94 to 1446 code for a protein of 450 amino acids. Lineage: Eukaryota; Fungi; Ascomycota; Dothideomycetes; Mycosphaerellales; Teratosphaeriaceae.